Molecule: messenger RNA, 4370 nt
Organism: Mytilus californianus (California mussel)
Lineage: Eukaryota; Metazoa; Mollusca; Bivalvia; Mytilida; Mytilidae
Exons: 6
Coding region: 188-1492 (434 amino acids)
Source: RefSeq, a predicted model, not a curated record
CCGAAAUCUGACUUUUGAAGUGCAGAUUAAAAGAAAGUCAAUAUCACAAGCUUCAACUCAGUUGACUGUAGAAUGCACAGCAGGCGCAGUUGGAGCUGGAAAAGAAGAUGAUUCCUUUGCAGAUGUCACAGGUUCAACAACAAAGUGUUAUGUUCUAUGGAAAUUCGCCAAUCCUGGAAGCUGGGAUAUGGAAAAAGUAGUUCAUACACUUAGAUCAGUAUCUGUCCUGUUGAAGGAAUGGUUUGAAAUUGAAUUUGUGUACGUAGGAUCAUUGGUGAUUGAAACAACAAUACUGGAAUCUGUUGUUGCUGAUAAAAAUACAUUUAUCACUGCCAUCAGAUCAUUUAUAUCAACAAUUGUUGACGUUUGUGAUUUAAAUUCUCCUUCAAGACAAAUCAUUGAUGUACUUCUUGAUGUACAACAUAUUCCACAUGCCGUUAAAACAUCGACGGAUAAUUGUUCAGAAUGUUUAAAAAAGGAAGAAAAAAUGAAUGAAAUGAUGAAACAGAACCAAUGUUUGUUGACUUUAACAGCAAGUUUGAAUUACCCAUCUUUGAAUUGUUUUGUAUGCCAGCAUGAAGUCGAAGAUAUCGCUGAUGUGUAUUAUUGUCAGGACUGUAUAGGAUGGAUGUGCGAAAGCUGCUUCCAGGUUCACCAAAUAACUCGCAUAUCGCAGAGCCAUUGUAUCAUGAACUUACCACACAUAACACAAAUUUCCAAAGAGAAUACAUACAGGUUCACAUUAUUUCACCACGCUUCGUUCCCAGGGUCUGAUAUAAAAGAUAUUAAAUCGCUGGCAUCAGGGAAAUUAGCUAUUGCAGAUUAUAAUAAAAAAAUUAUAAUUUAUAAAUUGCACGAGGAUAGCUUUGAUGAAAUAGUGCUACCAUUUGCUCCUUGGUAUGUAGCUGUCAUAGAUGACAACAAUAUCGCCGUCUCGUUCAGAACCAAACAUUUCAUUGGCAUUGUAGAUAUUUCAAAAAGUGAUAUUAAACGUGUCAUUUCUUUGGAAAAGCCGUGCACUGGUAUAGCAUUUUUCUCGGACGUUUUUUUCGUGACUGCAAUGAACAGUCUUUUUACCUUAGACAUCGAAGGCAAUUCCCUUGCUUCAGUAAAUAUAGAAAGUUUAGAUAGUGCGUUUAACAACUACAUUUGUAUUGGUAGAAACGGCAAAAAAUUUAUCAAUGAUUAUUUACAUGAUCAAAUUCUACAAAUAGAUGAAUUGGGUGAUACAAUUUCCGUCUUCAAAUCAAAACAUUUCAAAUAUCCAUGUGGUCUUACAAUCGACGAAAAUGGUUAUGUUUAUGUUGUAUGCAGCGAAUCCAACAACGUAUUCAGGAUAAAUCCAGAAAAUGAUAAUAUUCAAAUCAUUCUAACCACUGAUAAUUACAGUUCAGGUGACACGAAAAUAUGUUUUCAAGAUGAUACAAAGCUACUGGCAAUUUCAAACGGGAACAUUGUAUCUUUACAUAGUUUUAUAAAUCUGUUUGAUUGAAACAUCUAGUAAAUAUGACAUAGGAUUAACGUUGGGGUCAUGCAGUUCUAACCUCUCAUACAAAGUGUCCAAAUAAUCUGUCAAAGAAUUGUUCCAAACAGUCCUAGAAAAGUCUUUAUCUAGACAGCCUUGACUGUUCUUGGAGUAGAAAUGUUCGAACUAGCUCUAGGUAAAAACUAUCCAAAAUUUUCUAAAUAUAGUACUAUUAGAAUCUGUCCUAUGGUAGAACUGUUAAAACCAGCUGUCCAAAUCAAAAAAAUGAUGGACUCUUUAAUGGACAAUGUAUUUGUUGUGUUUGGUGGAAUAAAAUGUCAACAGACAGUCUGUACUUCAAUUUGUACUAGUUGUGCAGUAGUACUGACCGACUUUCUUAUGUACUCAUUCAUAUGAAGCACAAUUCAUAUAGAACCUCUUGAAAGAAAAAAAGAGAAAAGGCGUCUUGCAAAGUUUGGUAAUACAAUUUCAGAUGUUUUGAAGAUGUCGACACCCAAUAACCAACAUUUCAAUGAAUGCUGAUAUCUUAUAUAUCCAAGUGAACUUGACAGUAAGGAAACUACCGAAAUUUGAACGUCUGCCGCAAAUCUUGUCAUUUCCUCGAUAUUUACACAGAUGGACUGCUUCAAACUAGAAUCUAUUACACACGUAAUGAUUUCAACUUUACAAUUGUCACCUUCCAAUUAUGAAGUAGUAACAUUCCGUCUAUUCAAUCGUAUGGUGUUAACUUAUCUUAUUUUAUACGUUAGGUUCGUGCAUGUUCACAUUAAACGGACUUCUUUUGCAAGGCGCGAUUCUUACACAAAAUCUGCUCCAAAAGAUUUAUGAGGUAUAAAGUCGGCGAAACUCCGUUCUAAAUUAUUUACAAUAAUUUUAUAAGCAAUCAAAGCCGGGCUUUAAAGUUAUUGUGAAACUACCUACUUUAGGGGUGGCGUGAAUUAAAUGUGGAUAUUUCAAAAUUUGAAUGAUUUGUUAGAGUACAUACAAUCUUAAUCUCUUUCUUCUGGCAAAAGUAUUAAAACAUUUCAUUUUUCCACCCUUUACAGAAGUAUUCCCCAUUCCAAACUAAAAGACAAAUUGAAAAAAUGUACUAUUUUAUUUCAUAAAACAGAAUGGCCAACGUAGAUGUAAGUAUCUUGUCUAAGGGCGGGAUAAAUAAAGGCAACAGUAGUAUACCGGUGUUCAAAAGUCAUAAAUCGAUUGAGAGAAAACAAAUCCGGGUUACAAACUAAAACCGUGUGGUUCAUGUUGCUCAGGUUUCUUUGUUGUGUUUUGAGUACUGUUUGUCUUUUCGUCGUUUUUCGUUUUUUGCCACAGCAUUGUCAGUUUGUUUUCGACUUAUGAGUUUCAAUAUCCCUUUAGUAUUUUUUGCCUUUCCUUCACGGUCAAUUUUACAAAUUGGUUGCUGAAUAAUAAUUUGCAAGACCAUUCGCUUAUGUUUUUGGCCUAAAAUAAAAGUGGUGGUGUUUUGUUGAAAUCAAGAAGACUUUAUCAUUUUCACCAAAUACUUAUUUUCACCUAUUUCGUGUGACAAUUCAAUGCUUUAUAAAAUGGUUAACAAAAUUUUUCAAUCUGACAUUCUCCCAUGGUUAUGCAUCAGCUUUUAAACUUUAAUUGAUGACAUAAAAUGCCACGACAGGGCCCAAAUCAAACAUUCUCUUUCCUAUCGAUGCACAUGGUAUGGCUCCUUUUAGAAAUCAUGCAAAUCACUCAGGAUUUUUUUCUCUUUUUUGUUUUCCUAGUAUUGUAUCUUUUUAAUCGAUUUUUGAGAAUUGAACAUCGGUACACUGCUGUUGCCUAAAUUUAAAACGAAUUUCAGAGAUCGGUCUGCUAAACCUCUUUCUCUGGAAAUGUAUUACAUAAGAUAAUAAAUCACUUAAAUUUUACUUUGGUAUCUUUAUAUAUUUCACAAAAAGAGAAGUACAUUUUGAGGUUUCAUCAUUAUAGCAGCAUAUUGUUAUGUCAUUAUUCCUGCACAACUUAUUUUUAUCAAUGACUCAUUUCACAUUCCGGUAUUUUGCUUAAAUCACAUAUUUUGCUUCUGAAGAAAUAAAAUAAACACUUUUUAAAAUAUGUGCGCCCGACGAUUUUUUUUUUUUUUUUUUUAUCUAUCUUGAUUAGGAACGUUUAAACUUAAAAUUCGAAAAGACAUCUGUGAAUGGUUGUUUGUUUUUUGCUGGAUGGUGUUUGUUUUAAUCAAUUCUUGAUUUCACUCUUUGAAUCUCCUCACUCUGUUUUCUUUUAAGUAUGAAAUAUUAUUGGUAAUCCUUAAAUGUCAAUUGUUUACAAUUCUGAUCAAUUUCUACUUAAGACGUGUGAAUGUUGAUGUCAACAAAUUGACAAAAUGUGUUAGAUAAAGAUGAAAAAGUAUGAAUGGCAUAAUUACAUUUGGCUGGAAAUGACACAUUAACAAAAAAUAAAUAUAUGAUCAUUGUGCUGAAAAGUAAACAAAAUAUAGACCAUUAUUCCUACGAUUGGAGGAAAAAACACACCUGACUAUGACUUUUAAUCACCACACCUUGUGACAGAAGGAUAUGUCUCCAGGGUAGUAUAUGAUACUCUGUAUUAUUAAUUCAAUUAUGCCAACUCUUAUCUGCUUCUAGAUGCAAGUGCUUCUGGAUGAUUCCUCAAAAAAACGACUUCAAUGUUAAUAUUUGUUACAGAGUAUGAACAGUUAAUUGUAUCUGUCAAGUAGUAAAAAAUAUUGAUUAAUUAAUUACAAAUACUAGAAGUAAAACAUUGACCUCCAUUUUUCUCAAUAGAUAACACAAAUAUGACACCGCAUUAUCAUAUAGCUAUAUUGGAAUUCAUACUUUAUAUAAUGUACAUAUGUAUAGAUGUUAAAUUGUUUUAUUGUUUUUUUAAGAAUAAAUGUCAAUUCCAA